AUGGGCAAAUCCGAAGAUGUCGUCGUUGCUGGGACUCGACUGAUGGCCGACGCUUCCAUCCACGGCAAAGCACUUGUGGUUGGACCCCGUGUCAAGAUUGACGGCAAGUGGAAGCUGUUGCCGAAGAGUAAUGAGGGCGUCUCGGAGCAGGCUGUGUGGGAAGUGCUUGGAGAUGAUUUUACGGAAGUUGAUACCUUCACACGUCGAUUCGUCUCAGUGUUGAACGCGGUUGAGCGCGUACGAGGCUGGUAUGGCUGGGGUUAUGACAUGGCGAAGGCUAUCGCAUACCCGCUGGGGACGUGGUGGAGUCGAAGAUGA
Messenger RNA from Drepanopeziza brunnea f. sp. 'multigermtubi' MB_m1, 318 nucleotides. The record is from RefSeq and is a predicted model, not a curated record. Lineage: Eukaryota; Fungi; Ascomycota; Leotiomycetes; Helotiales; Drepanopezizaceae.